This is a messenger RNA of Tribolium castaneum (red flour beetle), 1425 nucleotides long. Its product is annotated as serine protease P98. Lineage: Eukaryota; Metazoa; Arthropoda; Insecta; Coleoptera; Tenebrionidae. Bases 135 to 1373 code for a protein of 412 amino acids. Gene Ontology annotation, molecular function: serine-type endopeptidase activity. The record is from RefSeq and is a predicted model, not a curated record. The transcript has 8 exons. Gene Ontology annotation, biological process: proteolysis.
UAUUAGCUGCUAUAUAAGUUUUAUUAUCACAGAACUCACGUUACUUUCGCCGUUUUAUCACACUGUAAUAACAAUAAUUAUUAUGUUUUUCCCUUAAUGUAUUUUUGUUGAUAGUUGUCGGUAGUAAAGACAAAAUGUGGUGCGGAAACUUGUAUCGAACCAUGGGUUUUGCCGCCCUUUUUAACUUCCUGAUGCCGGUUUCGAUGGCCAUCGACUCAAAUUGUGACUUUUACCAAGACAUGGAAUUAGGACAAAACUACUACAUUUACAAUCCGGGGUAUCCGAAUUAUACCGGACCUCCAAUUGCUUGCCGAUGGGUUGGGAAAAGUCCCGUUGGCACCGUCAUAGUCCUAACGUGUGAAGAUAUUGAUAUAUCGACUUCUUAUAACUGCUACAGCGAUCGGCUUUCUGUUUCCCGAAGCGGAGAUGAAAACUUACAAAAGCAGACCACAAACUAUUGCGGGAAGACGUCGACUACAGUUCUAACCGAAGACAAUGCUAUUGCAGUUGGGUUCUUCUUAACUAACCCUAUGUACGGGGGGCGUUUUUCUUGCUCUUUAACACCGAUGCAAACAUCGCCUCCUACCACAACCACGGCACGACCCAACACUUGUGACUGCGGUUGGAAAAAAGGGACUAGGAUUAUUGGAGGGCAUGAGACCGGUAUUAACGAAUACCCAUCAAUGGCCGCUAUGGUCGAUCGCUGGACGUUCGAUGCCUUCUGUGGUGCCUCAAUUAUUUCAGACAGAUACGCCCUAACUGCUGCUCACUGUCUUUUACAUAAAACACCCGACGAUUUUGCUUUACUAGUGGGAGACCACAAUAUGACUUCUGGCGAUGACACCCCUUAUGCCGCCGUUUACAAAAUUUCAAAUAUGUUUUCACACCCGUCAUACGACCAAAGCACCCAACUUAAUGACAUUGCGGUUUUGCAAACUGAAAAACCAAUCGAGUUCAGCCUUUUUGUAGGCCCCGUUUGUCUGCCAUUUAGAUACACGUCGGUCAAUUUUCUCAGCCAAACUGUUACAGCUUUAGGUUGGGGUUUUGUCGAUGUCGCUGGGCCAAAGUCAGACACACUUCAAGAAGUCGACUUGACUGUGGUUUCUACAGAAGAAUGCAACGCUACGAUCACAGACAACCCUGUAACCUAUCGUCAAAUCUGUACCUACGCACCUAAUCGAGAUGCCUGCCAGAGUGACUCUGGAGGACCGAUUCUCUGGCAAGACCCAAACACAAGGAGACUACAGUUGCUUGGAAUCAUUUCUUACGGAAUCGGAUGUGCAACUUCGAGACCAGCAGUAAAUACAAGAGUUACGUCAUAUCUUAGGUGGAUUGUGUCUGUUACUGAAGAUGCUUUCUACUGUAUCAAAUAGUACAACAAUUACCAAAAAAUCGCCACUAUUUAAUAAAGACUUAUAAAGAGCA